This is a messenger RNA of Acanthoscelides obtectus, 225 nucleotides long. NCBI's taxonomy places the organism in Eukaryota, Metazoa, Arthropoda, Insecta, Coleoptera, Chrysomelidae. The record is from the annotation of a GenBank genome assembly.
AUGAGGAGGAUCCAAUCAGGAAACGCAAACAAGGUCAAGUUAGGGCGUAAGAGUUAUCUAAGUCCAGAACAUGAACGAAGGUUGGUAGAUUAUAUCAAAAAAAUGGAGAAGAUGGGUUUUGCGUUAACACCUGUAGACGUAAAAAAGAUUGCGUACUCUUUUGCCAUCUGUAAUAACAUAGAAUAUAAUUUUAAUCCGGAGAAAAAAGAAGCUGGCCAUGACUAG